Phaedon cochleariae (mustard beetle) is the source of this 1334-nucleotide messenger RNA. NCBI's taxonomy places the organism in Eukaryota, Metazoa, Arthropoda, Insecta, Coleoptera, Chrysomelidae. The record is from the annotation of a GenBank genome assembly.
GCCGGCUACUAAAGGUCACGAUAACAUUUAUAAGUAAGUAUAGUUGAUGAUAAUUAUAUUGGAUACAUGUAUGUCCACUGAUAGUUACUCCUGCAGCAUUCUUCGUCAUGUUUAUGCACCAAUCAAUAUAUUCCCUUUUCUUCCUUCAAAGUUGUUUUUGUGUUCUCUCAUCAUCAGAAAAUCGAGGUUGGCUGCCAGCAGAAAUAGAUCCAUUUUCUCAGGAUACGUCUCAGAGUCCAUCUUCAAACAGUUAUGAUAACCAAAGAACAAAUUAUUUCUGGAAUCAGCUUCAAGGUGAUGGAAUUCAUAAAAUGAAGCGGUCACUAGACGAACCUUUGAAGAAAGAGCUAGCCGAGAUCAAAGAACAAUACAUGGCUGUCAAGGAAUUCUUGGAAAACUAUAAUUUCGAAUUAUUAUUCGAUAAAUAUUUGGAAGGCGCGCUCAAUAAUAAACCAAUGAGUUCCAGAAUCUCUGAGGCCGGUUAUCAUCAUUGUGGUGACCAAGAACGAGCAGUUUGUAGAACUUUAGUAGGGGUGGAUAAACUACCAAUCUGCAAGAUUCUAGAGAAGAAUGAAGCACAAGAAAACUUUUCGAGUACUCCUAGAAGCUGCAAAGAUAUUCAAAGAUCUGGUCAGACGGUUUCUGGCUUGUACGAAAUCCAACCAAAGAUGUCUCAGAAACCGUUCACUGUGCUCUGCGACAUGCAGACAAAAGGCGGUGGUUGGACCCAUAUUCAUAAGAGGGUGGACGGUUCCGAAGACUUCUAUAGGGGAUGGAGGGAGUACAAACAUGGAUUCGGCAAUUUGGAAGGGGAGUUUUGGAUCGGUCUACAGAAAAUGCACGAACUGACAUCAGGUUCUGAAGUUGCUGAACUGCUGGUCGAGAUCGUAGAUAGGGACAAUAAGACCGCCUAUGCUCGAUACAAUUCGUUCAAAGUAGGCCCUGAGACGGCGGGAUAUCCCAUAGAAAAGGUUAGUGGGUACUCUGGAGAUGCCGGGGAUGCCUUGACGUACCAUUUGGAGUCCAAAUUCACUACCAUGGAUUACGACCAAGAUGAAGACCCCAACAACUGUGCCAAAUAUUGGAGUGGUGCAUGGUGGCAUAAAAAAUGCUUUAAAAGCAGCCUGAACGGAAAAUUUGUGAAUGUUGAUCUAUCCAGUGCCAAUAAAUAUCAUGGAUUGCAUUGGGAAAGUUUCAAAGGACUAGAAUAUUGUCAUGCCAAAGCCAGGAUGAUGCUUCGACCAAUAAACUAGUGUAGUUUAGUGGUUUAAAAUGUUGGAUUUAUAGGCAUUCUAACUCAUUAUGACUUGAAUAAAGAUUUAUUUCUGAAGUGA